Molecule: messenger RNA, 5317 nt
Organism: Caenorhabditis auriculariae
Lineage: Eukaryota; Metazoa; Nematoda; Chromadorea; Rhabditida; Rhabditidae
Source: the annotation of a GenBank genome assembly
AUGAUAACAAAUCGCGUCAGCGCUAAAGAGUUUGUUUUUUUUUGUUUUGAGAAGAUAAGCUUCAAUUUUUCCCAUGUUAGGUUGGAGUUGGCGUCCCGGCAAACGCCCUGGUUCUCGAUUUACGUCUCCGGCGUGCUCCUCUGCUUCAUCGGAAUCCAGAAUGGCGUUUAUUUCACGUCGACCUGGCAGUAUUUGUCAGAGGUUUAAAAAUGACAUUUUAUCUUUUCUGGAGUGUCUGAUUGGCUUAUAGUCGAUUCACGACUUGUUUGAGGGCGUGGCUUGUCUGUGCUCUCCCCUAAAAAUACACUCUCUCUUAUAUUAUCGUGUCAGGACCUUUUUUCGAUCGCUCAAGCCACGUAGAUCAGCUAUAGCUCACUGCAAACCGGAGAAAAAGACAUUAUUCGUUAAUAGUGAUUUCGAAAGCUUGAAUAGCUUGAAGUUCAAAAUCGAUUUGAAUGAAAUUCAGAACGACCCAACGGCUACCGUUGAUUUUCUCGGGUUCGUCAUCGGGUUAAUGUCUUUGGGGUGUGCAAUUGUGGGUUUUAAUUUUAUAAAAGGUUUUUUAAAACUGUCUCUGUCAUAGGCGAAGUUGGAAGGGUGGGAAAAGGCUGCAAAAAAUGUUCAUUCUAGAGUGACAAAAGGCUUCCAUUUUGCUGCCUUUCUGCGCCAUUUCAUCGGCUUUUAUGUAACAUUUUGCUGUCUCUCCUUUUUUCAACCGCUUCUUGAGUCUUUAAAAAUCUAAAAAACAUUAAAGGCUCGAUAGAGGGACUCUUUUUGGUGCCUUUCUGCGGCCUUUUUUGAGCCUCUUCUUUUUAGCGGCUAUUAUCCACCCUUCCGACUUUGCCCGAGAAUUUUCUUUUAUUGCGCAUAAGCUUUCAAAAUGAUGUUAACAAUUCAGUUUAUGAAGCUUUUUUCUCCACUUUGGUUCAACUUUGGUCUAGAAAAUUGAACUUAUCAUUAAUAAAAAUUUAAAAAAAGGCGAAUCCGGCCCUGGGCUACUGGAGUCAAGUCAGUGGAUCGACCAAAAAUCCGGUCAUUUUUGCGUUUUGCGUCAGUGGAGUGGGUCAGUUUAGCUUCGGAACUUUUCCGAAUUAUUUUAAAUUUUGAAGGAAAUUUCAUCUACGGUUUCGCGUACUUAUUCGAUCCGAAUGCCAAGUGGAUAAUGCUCUUUUCAAGAUUCCUUACAGGGAUAGGGCCAGGUUAGUCUUUUUUUUAUCAGGUUGGCUGAUGAAUUUUGGAUUAUGUGUACCUUUUCCGCCAAUUUUUUUCGAGGGAAGUGAAAAAAAGGCGAGUUUGAGAAGAUUUUUUUUGAAUCCAAAUGAAAGACGCGAAAAAUCAUAACCCCACAAGGAAGGUUAUUUCACUUUGCGGUUGGGACUUUCAUACAUUAAUAUACAGUCAGUGAGAAAUACUAAUGAGAAAUUAGAAUUUGGUGCGUAAUAAGAAGAGCCAACAGUUAAAUUGAUAAAAAAAAAAGGCUAUAAAAAUCGGUCAGAACGCUCCUAGACGUACCAGAAAAAAAGUUCUAGCAGUCUCAACCUGCAAAACUUACUAAUGUUUGGGAAAGGACACCUCAAAGCCAAAGAAAGCCCUCAAAACUUGAAAUGGGCUAUUUUUGGGCCUUGUUUUCCGAAAACUAGGCAGUUGUGCAGGUUGAGACUUUCAGAAUCUUCUUCGAGUACAUCGAGGAGUGUUCAAUUUUCAGAAAAUUUCUAAGAAAAACCGUCCUUGCCACCGAAAUUCCAGCACUCCUUAAUCAUUGUUUUUCUAUGCCUUUUAUCGAAGAAUUUCCUCAGGAGCUCUCGGGGUGGUCCGCAGUUUCAUAGGAACCGCGAGUACACGUGAAGAUCGUUUCCGAGCAAUAACUCUGGCCAACGCCGGAUUUUCGGCCGGCUUUUUCCUCGGUCCAGCUAUUCAGGUUCGAAUAAUUUUUACAAAACGAUAAAGUCUAUUUUCCGUGACUUGAAAGGGAUUUCUCUGUGCCCUCAUUAUCUCUCGACGUCUCUCUCAUGUUUACGUGAUCUUUCCAUGUUUCUCUGACGUCGCCGGUGAGGGAACAGAGAGACGCAGACACGCGAAAAUUGUCAAGUCGCGGUGGAUGGACUAUAGCCUUUCACGAAAAGCUACUAAAACGAAAAUUAGUGAAAAAUAAGGCUUACGCGAAGUUCAAAAUUAUCUCUGACUCUCCGCAAUUUCGUUGUCUUUUUCACUCUCUGGCUAUUUUGAAUUUCGCGUAAUUACUUCAAACACGGCAUGAAAGAACCUUAAAGAGACCUGAUAAAAUAUUCUAUCGAGUAAAGGAGAUAUCAAAUCUGAAUAUUUGAAACCCUAAAAAUGUGAGACCAUAUUUCAGCUGGGAUUUUUUCCCCUGGGAAAAGACGGCUACUCCCUGGGGCCAUUGGAGCUCAACAUGUACACCACUUGCGCAUUUUUUGUGUUUGAUCAUGGAAAAAAUAACUGCUCAAGAUUUUUAUAACUUUAGUUCGCUUCUGAGUUUCUGCUCAGCCACUCUGGCAAAACUCUGUAUCGACGAGGACUACGUUGGAAUCAUCAGCAAUGAAGAAAAGACAGGUCAUUUUCCAGUUUUUCUUCUGAGAAAUCUCGUGUUAGUCCAUGGCCAGUCUUAUUUUGAAGGGCACGAACUCCUCUUCCUCCCAAUUAUUUCUUAAUUAAAGUGAACACCGCCUUCUUGAGAAAGUUUUCCUAGUUAACCUACAAGAAAGGUAAUUUUACUUGAUUGGGAAUAUUCUGAAAAAUUGGCCAGAAAAUAUCUCAAAGAACUAGAAAAAUAUUUUCAAAAACUAAACCCUUUUUUCUACAAGCUUGAAAAAAGGUAAAAAAAAAACAGCAAUAUUAAAGGAUCAUAGGCCACGACGUUUUUCUACGAGUCACGCCCACUUUUUCGUAAAGUUUCAUGUGUCGUGUGCAUGCACUGCGCCGGUUUUGUUGCAGAAAAAUUGCGUUCAAUUAUAAGAUUCGUUUCAAGAACCUCUAGCAAUACAGUGGCCUGCGCCUUUAAUAUGCGCUGUUGAUUAGACUAUUGUAGCCGAAAUCUGUGUCGUUCCAAUGACGUCACGUGGGAACAGCGGAGAUUUUUUUUGCAGACGAUCCUUUCUUCGUGAUGCCCAAAUUCGAGAGGCUUCCCGUGAUUCUGCUCUUCUACAUGUGGUGGCUGAUGUGCGGCGUUGUCUGCAUCGAAAGUCUGGCCGCCCCUCUGACGAUAGCCAUGUUCGGUUGGAGCGCCGAAGACGCCGUCUUCUACAACGGCUUCCUCCAGACCUUCUCCUGCAUCUUCACGACCGUCGUCAACUUCACCGUCGCCAAUACUAGAGUUCAAUUCGUGUCAGUUGCACUAGGGUCUACUUCUUUUUGACUAAAGCUGGAAAAUUCCCAAAAAAUCGCUUUUUAGUCUUUUUCAGAAGGUGAAGCUUGUCUUGAAGUGUAGCAGAUCGAAGAGAAUUUCUGAAAAUACUGACUGAAGUGCAGAAAUACGGUUCUUUUCAUUAAAAUUAACAAAAAUUAGGCUUUUCCUACCUUGUCUGAAACUUUUCUCUUCUCAUCUAAAAUUUUUUCGAUUUCAAAAAUAACUUUUUGUGUCUACGGAUUCCUAGCUCUGAAGAAAAAACUAAUCCUUAUCAAAUUAGUCGUUCCUCACGGUUAGGAUUAUUCUGACCUGUCUGCGCUCUCUUUUCCCUCACCCCUCAUGGAAAAAUGAAAAUAGCACGUAGAAAAAGAGCGUCGCAGAGAAAUCAGACUUUUUUAGAUUUGCAUGAAAGAUAUAGCCCAUUCUACGCUAGCUUGUCACGCUUUUCAUCACCUUCCAAGCUUUUUUUAGCCUAUUAAAGGCGCAUACACAGAGGCAGGCAUCAGAUGUCGAAAGGAAGCUUCAUGAAAGGGUUCUGUAGCUCUCCGGAAAAUGAAAAUCAUGAAAAUCUUGUUCGGAAUGGGCUAUAGCAGUGAAGCGACAAAAAAGUUUUCAUUUUAUAGUGACCAAAGAAAGCUUCUGAUCUUCGGAUUGCUCAACUUUUUCACCUUUUUCGCAGUCCACCUACCUUGGCCAUUCUAUCCGGGACCCAUCGGAAGGUCCACCGAAGGUAGUUCAAUAAUAGCCGUUCAAAAAAUAAUCCAAACUUAAGGAUUAUUACUGACAAAUGGAACGAAUAUCACAGAAAGUCUGGUGAUGGAAGGUUGCAUAUGGGACUGGUGCGAUUACACGCCGAGGUUCUUUGAGAGAACAUUUUCAACUUUUUGAAAAUUCUUAUUUCAGAGUACCUAUCGUAUUGUACCUGAUAGUGUUCUCAGUGGCCUUGGGACUUGCCUUCCCCUUCGUUUCUUCGAGCACCUUUGCUCUCCUAACUCAGAUCUUGGGGCCGAGGAAACAGGUUUUCGUUGUCCCUUGGAAAAUCCGAGAAAGAGAAUGAAGUUUGAGGAGAGUUUAGAAAAAAAUAGAUCUCUGAUUUCUCUUACGUCUCAAUAAGUCACUGUCUCUUUCUAAUUUCUUAUUGAAAGUUUCUUUUUUGGUCCUGUUAAAAAUGGCUUCUUGAUGCACUUCGGAGCGUCAGGCAACCUUAGAACUUGGAGUGCACUGAAGUUUGAGUAAGGGACCAUUCUAGGGUUUUCAGUUAGUAUCCACUAUAGGGAAGCAUGCUAGGCGUUUGUUAUAAACAGAGGUCGAUCACGUCGUUUCCAAAUUUACAAAAGAAAAUCAAAAAGCCCCUAUAGGACCACUCAAGCUUUAGAGACUCAGGUGGAAGGCCCUCAACCACUACAAGGACCACCUUGAUUUCACCCCUCUAGGCAUCACUUUUUCAACCCCUAUAGGGGCUAUUUAUUCUCCUGACCUCUUUAGGAACCACUCUGGCCUUCCUAAGUAUCUUUUCAAGCUGUUUUGAAAGAAUUAUAAAGACAUUUUGCUAAAGCAUACUUUUAGAGCUUCGUCCAAGGCUGGUUCGCCUUCACAGGAGCGUUUUCCCAAUUUGUCGUCUCCAUUUUAUCAACGUGGGUUCAAAAAUAAUUAAAAUGUCUCAUUCUCUGUGCUCUCUCCUCUUCCCGUGAUCUUUUCAUUUUCCUAUGACCUCGCCGGUAAGAGAAAAGAGAGCGCAGAUAAGUUAGACAGAUUUUUUUUGGAGGAACUAUAAUUUUCAGACGUCUUUUCGAGCACUCCGGCUACAAGUUGAUCAUGACCUACCAUCUGACGAUCGUCACCCUGGCUAUAAUUGGCGUUUUUCUUCUUUGGAAUCGUCUAGUUCCCCUGAAACUACUCCCACACCAAGGAAUCGCCACCCGAUACAAAAAAGGCACUUUCUACCGGAUGUAG